AUGUCAGAAAGAGAAUCAUUAAAUAGUCAACUUGAACAUCUACAGAUGAGAUAUGUAGGUACUGGUCAUUCCGAUAUUUCAAAAUAUGAAUUUCUAACGAAUCAACAUAGAGAUACUUAUUCAUCGUAUGUUGGACAUAAUUCAUUGUUAUCAUUGUUUGCAAUUGCAGAGAAUGAAUCAAUGGGAAGAGUAAGAUUCAAUCUAUUACACAAGAUGAUUCAACCAUGUGGACCAUCACCUGCUUCAAAAGAUAAGAAGGAUGUACUACAAACUAUUGCAUUGUUGUUGAAAAAAGGGAAAGAAGUUAUAUUUAUAUAG
Messenger RNA from Heterostelium album PN500, 318 nucleotides. RefSeq names its product splicing factor 3B subunit 5 family protein (gene sf3b5). Bases 1 to 318 code for a protein of 105 amino acids. The transcript is spliced from 3 exons. Gene Ontology annotation, biological process: mRNA splicing, via spliceosome. Lineage: Eukaryota; Evosea; Eumycetozoa; Acytosteliales; Acytosteliaceae. Gene Ontology annotation, cellular component: U2 snRNP; precatalytic spliceosome. The record is from RefSeq and is a predicted model, not a curated record.